UCUUAUGUCAAUAUGCUUUUUGAAAAGAACUUUCAACUCACAAUUAAUAUUCCAAUAAUCCAAUAUAUACCCCGCUAUUGGCCAUUGCUACCUCCUCAUCAAAACAACCACUAACUUGUUAUCCUUUAUUUUUCUCUCAAAUAUACAUUCAUAGUACAUUAGUACAAAAUCAUUUCUACUCAUUAUUGAAAGCUAGAAAGGCCAUAAUCAUGAAGCAAUUAUCUAAAAAACACAAGAAAUUACUCUUGUUAGCCCUUCUUUCUUCCCUCCUACUCAUAGCCACCACCAUCGGCAUUAGCGUCGGAGUAAGCUCAUCUCAUCGGCAAAGAGAUCAUAGACUUUCCCCGGAAACACAUGCCGUUGUUAAAACCUCAUGCAGUAGCACUCUAUACCCUGACCUUUGCUACUCGGCUAUUGCCACCGCUCCUUCCACCACCUCCACCACCAAAAUCUCCACCCUAAAAGAUGUCAUUGCCGCCUCCUUAAACCUCACCACACUGGCCGUGGAACAUAACUACUUCACGGUAAAAAAGCUCAUCAAGACUCGUAAGAAUCUUACAGUCCGCGAAAAAAUUGCUCUCCACGACUGUCUCGAGUCUAUUGAUGAGACUCUGGAUGAGCUCAGGAGAACCUUACAGGACCUCCUGAGCUACCAACAUACUGACAACAAUAAUAAUAAUAAUAAUAAUAAUACAACACGCAGUAAGUCCUUAAAGGGUUAUGCGGAUGAUAUGAAGACGCUCAUAUCAUCCGCCAUAACCGAUCAAGAGACAUGCCUAGACGGAUUCUCCCACGGGGACGCCGAUAGGCACGUGCGAGACACGCUCCAAAGCGGGCAGGUCCACGUGGAAAAAAUGUGUAGUAACGCCUUAGCCAUGAUAACAAACAUGACUGACGUUGAUAUGGCUGCCGAAGCAGCCACUAAGAAGAGGCAACUUUAUUCUACUAAUAAUAAUGAUCAUGAUCAUGAUCACGACGAGUUCGGGUGGCCAAGGUGGAUGUCAAGUGUAGAUAGAAGGAUGCUUCAAGGGGGUCCCGUAAAGGCGGAUACUGUUGUGGCGGCUGACGGGACCGGGAACCACCGGACGAUAGCGGCGGCGGUGGCGGCGGCACCGGUAAAGAGUAAGAAGAGGUAUGUGAUUAGGAUUAAAGCAGGAGUGUACAACGAAAAUGUAGAUAUUCAUAAUAAGAAGACGAAUCUUAUGUUUAUUGGAGAUGGGAGGUCCAAGACGAUUAUCACUGGGAAGAAGAAUGUGAUUGAUGGUAGCACCACAUACAAUUCUGCAACUGUUGCGGUUACCGCCGACGGUUUCUUAGCCCGAGACUUAACCAUCCAAAACACGGCGGGUCCAGCAAAGCACCAAGCAGUAGCACUUCGUGUAGGAGGAGACCUCGCAGCCUUCUACCAAUGCGACAUCCUAGCUUACCAAGACACAUUAUACGUCCACAAAAGCCGGCAAUUCUACGUCAAAUGUCUAAUUACGGGUACCGUAGACUUCAUAUUCGGUAACGCGGCAGUCGUGUUCCAAGACUGUGACAUCCAUGCCCGUAAACCUAACCCGGGCCAAAAGAACAUGGUGACGGCCCAAUCAAGAACAGACCCGAAUCAGAACACCGGAAUCGUGAUCCAGAAAUGUAGAAUCGGAGCCACUUCGGAUCUACAAGCCUCGAAAAAUACGUUUCCGACGUAUCUUGGUAGACCAUGGCAAGAUUACUCAAGGACAAUAAUAAUGCAAUCGACUAUAAGUGAUGUGGUUCAUCCAGCAGGUUGGCAUGAGUGGGAGGGUGACUUUGCACUUAAAACUCUUCACUAUGGAGAGUAUAAGAACACUGGUCCAGGUGCUGACACUUCGAAGCGUGUACAGUGGAGGGGUGUUAAAGUAAUUACAGACACCGUUGAAGCUCAACAGUAUACUCCUGGGAAUUUCAUUGCUGGAGGAAAUUGGUUACCUGCUACUGCUUUUCCUUUCUCUCUUGGCCUCUAAUAAUAAUUGAGCAUGUUUAAUUUGUUUCUUAUUGCGAUUUAAGUGAUCAUGUAAUAUGCAAUAUUGUUUUGUUUGUCAUCAAGAAAAACUAGCCAACUCUACUA
Spinacia oleracea (spinach) is the source of this 2089-nucleotide messenger RNA. RefSeq names its product pectinesterase. Bases 210 to 1985 code for a protein of 591 amino acids. Gene Ontology annotation, molecular function: enzyme inhibitor activity; pectinesterase activity. The record is from RefSeq and is a predicted model, not a curated record. Lineage: Eukaryota; Viridiplantae; Streptophyta; Magnoliopsida; Caryophyllales; Amaranthaceae. The transcript is spliced from 2 exons. Gene Ontology annotation, biological process: cell wall modification.